This is a messenger RNA of Oppiella nova, 1123 nucleotides long. Lineage: Eukaryota; Metazoa; Arthropoda; Arachnida; Sarcoptiformes; Oppiidae. The record is from the annotation of a GenBank genome assembly.
GAUGAGCUGCGUCUGGAAGCGGGAGAGUUCUUAGUGCCCGUCGCCCACUUCCAUAAGGAGGCCUACCAGACGUUCGGCGUUCCCUUUUUGCUCAAACUAAAGCACAAAGAAAUGUUUACUUCAGUCAAGGAUAGGAUUCAGAAGAAGUUGGAUAUUCCCGACAAAGAGUUUGAAAAAUAUAAGUUCGCGUUAGUGACGACCGGAAGGAUUCAAUUCAUUAACGAAGAGAACGAAUACGUUAUAAACAAAGAGGACUUUCACGCCCAUACCAUCAAUAGUCCACUCCAAUCGAGUUCACCGUCGAAGCCGUGGUUAGGUUUGGAGCACAUAAAUAAGGCGCCGAAGCGCUCGCGUUAUAAUUAUUUAGAGAAAGCUAUAAAGAUUCACAAUUAAUGACUAAUUUUUUUUGUAAAUUUCUUUGGCAUUUAAGCCGACAUACAAAACAAUUUAUAUAAUAUUGAGAUAACAGUUGGUUAGAUGAGACGAUACGACAAAAAACACAAAACAGAUCUAAUUAUUUGGAUAUAAAUAGAGCUUUCGAUUGAUUUAUUUGUGUCGACAAUAAUUCACACACUUUUUUGAUCCUUACUAGAGAUUAUAACUUAUUAUAUACGGUAACUAUAAUUUGUUUCUAAACGUCGAUCCCCUAACGCGAGACAGUAUUUGAUAAGUGAAAUACGAGAACAACUAAAACCUACCCUUUGCUGUAAAUAAUAUGAUUAUAAACUUAAGACCUGGUGUUCGGACUCUCAAUACUUGUGUUCCGUUCGUUAUGUCGUCAACACAUGAACUCUCUCUCUCUUUCUCUCUCUCUCUCUCUCUCCUCUUUUCUCUGCUUUUAAUUUAAAUGAAAUAUAUUUAAAAAACGAGUUUUUAAUUAUACAUAAAAUUAUCGGGAUAUUAACGAUUAGUUAUACCGUAAAAAGCGACUGAUUUUUAAAGCAAAAUAUUUCUUUUGUAAUUUCAAUUAAAAACUUUAUUAAUAUUUUGAAGCAAUUAUUUAAAACGAGUAUAAAAAGCAAAUCAAUUAUAAUUUGUAAAUAAAUGGCUAUUAUUUUUGAAUGUAAUUUAAUUGCUAUUAAAAAACACGUCAAAUCUUUUGAAACAAAAUUUAUAUACAAAA